Molecule: messenger RNA, 1043 nt
Organism: Coccidioides immitis RS
Lineage: Eukaryota; Fungi; Ascomycota; Eurotiomycetes; Onygenales; Onygenaceae
Product: 40S ribosomal protein S5
Exons: 3
Coding region: 116-760 (214 amino acids)
Biological process (GO): translation; ribosomal small subunit assembly
Cellular component (GO): ribosome; cytosolic small ribosomal subunit
Molecular function (GO): structural constituent of ribosome; mRNA binding; rRNA binding
Source: RefSeq, a predicted model, not a curated record
CUCUAAUUUUGCUUCGACAGCAACCUGAACGACAACCAACGACCGACGCUCGUCAUCCACACCUUUUGCCUGCAACACCCACCAUCUUCCUCGACCAGGUGUAAUCAGCGUCAAAAUGUCCGACAGCGGGGAAGUCGAGGUCGAAAACCCGUCCGGGUUCCCGGUGCUGCCCAAGGAUGUUGCCUCUGAGAUUGGCAGCGUCAAACUCUUCAACAAGUGGAGUUAUGAGGAUAUCGAGGUUCGGGAUAUAUCUUUGACCGACUACAUCCAAAUCAGACAACCUGUGUACCUCCCUCACUCCGCCGGCCGUUAUGCCGCCAAGCGCUUCCGCAAGGCCCAGUGCCCUAUCAUUGAGCGCCUUACCAACUCCCUCAUGAUGAACGGCCGAAAUAACGGCAAGAAGUUGAUGGCUGUCCGAAUCGUCGCUCAUGCCUUCGAAAUCAUUCACAUCAUGACCGAUCAGAACCCCAUUCAGGUCGCCGUUGAUGCCAUUGCCAACUGUGGCCCCAGAGAAGACAGCACUCGUAUCGGUUCUGCUGGUACUGUUCGUCGUCAGGCCGUUGAUGUUUCCCCCCUCCGCCGCGUUAACCAAGCUAUUGCCCUCCUCACCAUCGGUGCCCGCGAGGCUGCCUUCCGCAAUGUAAAGUCUAUUGCUGAGUGCCUCGCUGAAGAAUUGAUCAACGCCGCCAAGGGAAGCUCGAACUCAUACGCCAUCAAGAAGAAGGACGAGUUGGAGCGUGUCGCGAAGAGCAACCGAUAAACGAUUUUUCGAAAAAGUAUUAUGGUUGUUACUUUUGUCGUAUCGGGGCGGGUGGUGUCCGGUUUCGGUGGAUUUGCCUUCAUAUGCCACUCCGGUCUUUUGGACUGCUAUUUGAAAGAACAAAAUCCGAACGGAUAACCUUUCUAUCAUGUAGCCGAAAUGCAAUUAUGAAGUUUUCAAAUGUCUGCCGAGCUACUUUCCUACUACCCAUUUGUUUGUAGGAUUCUCUUCGCUGUUUUCAUGGGUAGCACGUGUAGACUGUUGCAAAAUGGGUCGCAGAAUU